GCCAUCUCUGAACUUCGGAUCGACCGGAAAUAUUGCAACGAAAACACGUCAACAAACUCCAUAAAACAGCUGAAUUUUUCGACAGUUCAGCCUAAUAUCAAUGGGAUUUGGUCACUUGGAAGCAUGGGGAAAAUUAUAGUGGGGUAACGACUGUCUUGCCUUGUUGGUGCGUGAGCUGACCAAAUUAAAUCUGCAUGAUGAAGAAAGCAAGGGGGCCAAAACUCAGGCCCAAGUACCACUCCUUUUACCUGGCUCUAUUCUCCAUCAUCCUUGCUGGCAUCAUCGUGACUGGCAUCUUCCAGUUCUGGCCCCAUUCCAUCGAGUUGGAGAGGCAGCCGCGGUAUCACAUCGAAAGCUAUAAUAACCUCCAGGAGGUCAAGGUCUCGGAGGGGUCACCUCUGGGGGCAAAGACCGUGCAGGAGUGCCACUACCAUGAUUGUUUCGAUGUCUAUCGGUGCGGUUCGGACACCAACAGAAUCAGUGUUUACAUCUACCCCAUGAGGAAGUAUGUGGACGAGAGCGGGGUGCCAAUUACAGGGCAGAUAUCGAGGGAGUUUUAUGAAGUUCUCAAUGCUAUUGCAAACAGCCCGUUUUAUACGUCCAAUGCGGACCAGGCGUGUCUGCUGGUGCCGUCCAUUGAUUUGUUGAAUCAGAACACGAUGAGGGUGAAGGAGAUGGGACAAGUCUUGAAUCGACUCCCAAGAUGGAACGGAGGCACCAACCACCUCCUCAUCAACAUGCUCCCAGGCACCAUACCCGACUUCAACACAGCCCUGGACGUCCCCAGGGGUAACGCCAUCCUGGCUGGUGGGGGAUUCUCCUCCUGGACCUACAGGCCCGGCUACGAUGUCAGCAUCCCGGUCUUCAGCACGGCCAUGUCCACUGUCAAAAUGAGCGAGAGGCCGUUCGACACUGUGCGUCCCUACUUAGCCGUCUCCACACAAGCUGGUAUCCAUGAUGACUACAGAACCCAGCUUCUGACCAUAGCUAGCACCAACCCAGACUUCCAGGUCUUGGACGAAUGCAAGACUGAAGAAGGGCUGCCAGAUCCCUUCAAGAGAUGCCAGGACAACAAAGCUUUCAGCUAUCCUCAUAUAUUACAAGAUGCUACAUUUUGUAUAGUGCUACGUCGGACACGCCUUGGACAAGCUGCCCUCAGUGAUGCACUCCAAGCUGGAUGUAUACCAGUCAUCAUCAGUGACGCCUACAUCUUACCUUUCUCUGAAGUCAUUGACUGGAAAAGGGCAUCACUGGUUGUCAGAGAAGAUCGCAUCCCUGACCUUCCCGACAUCUUGCACUCCAUCGAGCUUGAGCACAUCCACCAGAUGAGACGGCAGGUCCGGUUUCUAUGGAAACGCUACUUCAGUAGCAUGGCUAACAUCACCCUGACAACGCUGCAGAUCAUCAAUGAUCGUGUCUUCCCGUACAAGGCUAAGGAUUACGAUUGGUGGAAUGAGCCGACUCCAAGGAGAGGUGCCCAGAACCCGCUGUUCUUUCCGAUCAUCCCUCCCAAGUCACAUGGCUUCACUGCCGUGGUACUCACCUAUGACAGGGAGCAGAGUCUCUUUGAGAUCAUCAAGCAAAUCUCGCAGACGCCAAGUCUCUCCAAGGUUCUGGUUGUCUGGAACCAUCAAGAAAAGACACCACCACCUGCUGAACGAUGGCCCAAGAUCAACAAACCCUUGAAGGUUGUUCAGACCAAAGAAAACAAACUAAGUAAUCGAUUCUAUCCUUACGAUGAGAUUGAGACAGAGUGCAUCCUUGCUAUCGAUGAUGACAUCAUCAUGUUGACACCGGAUGAGCUGGAGUUUGGUUAUGGGGUUUGGAGAGAGUUCCCUGAUCGUCUUGUAGGUUUUCCAAGCCGCCUUCAUCUAUGGGACGAGGCUCAUGGUAAAUGGAAGUAUGAAAGUGAAUGGAUGAAUGACCACUCUAUGGUUCUCACAGGUGCUGCAUUCUAUCAUAAGUAUUUCAGCUAUGCCUACACGCACAAGAUGUCACCGCACAUCAAGACAUGGGUGGAUGCCCAUAUGAACUGUGAAGAUAUCGCUAUGAACUUCCUCAUUGCUAACAUCACCGGAAAAGCACCCAUGAAGGUUACUCCCAGGAAGAAGUUCAAGUGCCCGGAGUGCACCAGCGUCGAGAUGAUCUCGGCCGAUCUGAAUCACAUGGUGGAGAGGUCGGAAUGUAUCAUGGAGUUUGAAAAAGAGUAUGGCAUGAUGCCUCUGAAGACUGUCCAGUUCAGAGCCGACCCGGUACUGUACAAGGACAACGUCCCUGAAGAACUGAAGCGGUAUCAUACUAUUGGGAGUUUGUAGGUGUGAGACAUUGAGCUGCAGUUCAGGGAUCGCCAUCGGCUGUAGAAAGACAUUCUUGAAGAAUCAGUUAAAACAUUGUUGUACUUGAGGAGGCAUUAUUCGUGAAGAAUUGCUUGAUGCUUCCAAAGACUGUUCAGUUCAGAGCAGAUCUAGUCAUCUUUAAGGACAAUGUCCCUGAAGAACUGAAGCGGUAUCAUACUAUUGGGUCUUUGUAGGUAUGUAACAUAUAUCUGCUGAUGCCGUUAAAGACUGUCCACUUCAGAGCCGACCCGGUCCUCUAUAAAGACAACGUCCCUGAAAAACUGAAGCAGCAUCAUACUCUUGGGAGCUUGUAGGUGUGAAAAAUAUUGCAGCAUUUCAAGGAUCACCCUUUCAUGCAAUUCAAGACUGUCUGUUUCACAGUUGUUCCUGUUCUCUAUAUGGACAACGUCCCUGAAGAACUGAAGCGGUGUCAUACCAGUGGGAGUUUGUAGAUGUAAGACAUGAAGCUGCAGUUCAGGGAUCCCGCAAGCAGUAGAAAGACAUUAUUCCUGAAGGAAUAAAACAUUGCUAUACUACACGGAACAGUAUUCCUGGAUUUUGCUUUAUGCUUUCAGAACACUGAAGAACUGAAAGUGAUAUCACGCCAUUGAGAAUUGUAGUCAGUACAUCAGUGGAUUCAUGCAGGGUCAUUUGUAUUUUGCAAGUAUAAGUUCAUCCCAGGUGGCCGUUUCAUAAAGCUGUUUGUAAGUUAAGAGUGACUUUAAGAACGACUGGUGAUCCUUUCUUGUGGUAAAUGAUAUUCACCAUUAAAAUGUUCAUUGGUGAUUAUUUAGCACGUAAGAAAGGUUCACCAGUCAUUCUUAAAAUCACUCUUAACUUAUAAACAGCUUUAUCAAACACCCAACAGGUUUAUAAGCUUGUCAACCUUCCCCAACAGAUGCGCAAUGCAGAAAUUUGUCAUCAAACUAAAUUGAUCACUAGUGUAGAUGACACCGUCAAAUAUUAUCAAUCUGGUGCUUGCCUCUUUUUGUGCCCCAAUUACCUUCAAACCUGCAAAACAUUAACUGUAUUUGGUGAAGGAUAAUAUUUAUUUACAUGUAUAUGUAUAAUUAUGGUUUAUUUAAUGUUUUGUCAAUCAUUGGACAUAAAGGGAAACUAAUACGUCGUUAUGUAAAUAGAAUUGACAAUUGAUGCUUCCACUGACUAUCCUUUUUUUGUAAUGAUGGCUAAUGCUAAUGCCAAAGUAUUACACUAUGGGAAGUAUUAGGAGAAAAAUAAAUUAUGGAGAUAAGGUAUCGGUGCAUCGUGCAGGUCUCAUGAGCAGUGUCAUUCAUAGAAAGCCUAGCAAGUAUAACGUGGAGAAGGUUUACGGUUCACCAUGUGGAAUAUGAAGAAGGGAAGGAAAUACAGGCAGAAAGGUUGAAAUUGAAAGACGAGAUGGGAUGAAAAGAGGAAAUUACAAGUAUUCUCUCUUGAAAGUGAGUGAAGUCCUGAAAAGGACUGUAAACCAGAUGAGAUGAGCUGAAUAUGGCUCGAGUAGCGAUAGUUUGAGUAGUAGCAGGAUGAAGUGAAGAGAGGUUACUUGACGUUUCGGGCAGGUUGACUGUCAGUCUUCAUAUUACACAUGGUAAACCUUCUUCACGUUAUAAACUCCACCAAGCAAACCUACAAAGAUCAUCCUAGCAAGUAUGUUCAUCAUAGUGAGCAGAAGAGUCUUGAAAACCAAUUUGAAUAUUGUUGGUAGAAACAAGAAACUGGCGGGUGUUUCAUAAAGCUGUUUGUAAGUUAAGAGCGACUUUAAGAACGACUGGUGAUCCUUUCUUGUGCAAAAUGGUAUAUUCAUUGGCGAUGGUUAACAUGGUUAAGCGCGUAAGAAAGGUUCACCAGUCGUUCUUAAAGUCGCUCUUAACUUACGAACAGCUUUAUGAAACGCCCACCAGGUAUCCCAAAGAACAUUGGGUUUAUCCACCACAGGAAUCAUGUUGCGACAGUAUUUGAAUAAUGCAUGUAUAAACAAUGAAGAAAUUUAUGGUCUUUUGUACCAUUAUGAUGAAUAGAAGUAGAAUAUUUUUUUUUAAUUAUAGAGAUCAGGGGCCCGUAACACAAAACUUAGCAAUGAUCGUUGAACAUUUGUCUACGAUUGAUUCCAAUGACUACACUGACAGACCUGCCAACCAGUACGUUUUAGCCGUAUUUAGUACGUUUUUUUUUUUUUUUUUUUUACUAAAUCGUAAUUUAUUGAGAAAAAUAAUCUCUAUAUGUCUCUAUUUCAUAAAACGUACACAAAUAUGGUUAUUAGAUCAAUGUAAUUUCAGGUAACUUUUUUUUUUUUUCAAUCAUUUUGUUAAAACCAGGGUGACGAUAUACACGCAUUUUAUUAUGAAAUACACUUUUUUGGGGAAAAAUACAGUUUUUUUUAAUCACAGAAUACAGUUUUUCAUUCCCAGAGGUUGGCAGGUCUGCACUGUACAAUCAAUCGUGAAAAUCAAGUGUACGAUCAAUCACUAACCUUUUUGUUACGGGACCCUGAUCAGUACAUAAUAACAUAAAGAACCAAUCUAUUGUUGGAUUGCCGGCAUUUUUAUGUCUAUGGCGGACUAUGUACAAAAUGUAAAGAUCAUAUCUCAUUAUGUUACAUCCCAGAUGAUUGAAGAGACACAUUUUUCUUACAUUAAAUGGUUAAAAAAAGGGAAGGAGGAUUACACUUACAGCUUUAGCGCACAAACACCAAAAUAUUGGUAAUGAAAUUCCAUGACCCACAAGUGUUUUUCUCAAAGGCUGGAGGGUGUAACAUAUAUAUAUAGAUACAUGCUAUGGAUCAUAACUUUUUUUUACCUAGUUUGUGUUAGGCUUACAAUUAUACUUGUGUAAUUGAUCGUAUUUGUUUGUGUUACAAGGCCUAUUUAUUGUCAUGCAUUUUGGCUCUCUACUGGAAGAGUUACUGCAUCACCUUGGUCUUAAACUUUUGCAAAUUAAUAUUUUCAUGUAAGCCAAGUAUUUAUGGAGAGAGGUUUAGCAAAUUAAGGCCAGUCAGAAAUGAGCAGAGAUGAAAUUACAUCAUCUCAGAUCCGAAUGCUUACUUGAAGGGGGUGGAAAAAUAAUUAUAUAGUACAAGGAAUGAAAGAUAUUAAACCUAUGUUUCUGUUUAAGAACUCAUCCAAUAUUUGCUUCGCAUUUUCAUUUUGGAAGCUUGCAGGAUCAAGAUGUACCCAUUUUUCUGGAAAUGCAUCAUAAUUUCAUAAUAUAUACAGAUACAUUAGUGAAAUAUUAAGGUGCACAAGAUAUAUAGGAAAAUGAAGGUGUAAUAUAAUCAGGAGACUUAACAAUGAAAAUACGAACGAUGAAUGCUUUGUUUUAUAAUAAAAUUUGUAUUUAUUACUCUCAA
Molecule: messenger RNA, 5682 nt
Organism: Lytechinus pictus (painted urchin)
Lineage: Eukaryota; Metazoa; Echinodermata; Echinoidea; Temnopleuroida; Toxopneustidae
Product: exostosin-2-like
Exons: 11
Coding region: 195-2315 (706 amino acids)
Cellular component (GO): membrane
Molecular function (GO): glycosyltransferase activity
Source: RefSeq, a predicted model, not a curated record